This is a messenger RNA of Durusdinium trenchii, 1544 nucleotides long. NCBI's taxonomy places the organism in Eukaryota, Dinophyceae, Suessiales, Symbiodiniaceae. The record is from the annotation of a GenBank genome assembly.
CGCUCGGCUCGGUGGUCUCUUUUCGCCGUUUUCUGCGGACUCCUCGGCCCCAUGGGAGAUGCCCCGACGCGACGGGCGACGAACGUCUUCGGGCCUGCAUGAUCUCACUCGUCAGGUCAAGUCCUUAGCAGCGAAGAACUGGGCCAGUGCCUGGGCGCUGCUGCAAGAGGCAUGGGACUUCCGCAUCCGCUUGGACGCCGUGUGCUGCAACGCGGCGCUGACCGCGCUGACCGGCCGCGAGGGGCGCUGGCGACAGGCCUUGGUGCAGGUGAAGGCGAUGACGCAACAGAAGCUGCUGCCGACAUCCUUCACGUUGAACCUUCUCAUCUCCUGUGUGCCUCCCUGGCAACGGGCCUCGCACCUCCUGGACGCCCUGAUCGGUCCAUGCCACAGCCUUCGGGCUGACGUGGUGUCCUUUGGCUCGGCGAUGACGUGCUACCAGGAGCAGAGGCAGUGGGCCUUAGCCUUCGACACCUACGGAGCGCAACGCAACUCUGGCGUUCCCUUGAACCCGGUGACGCGGAGCGUGUUGUUGAGCACGGAAGCGACUGCAUGGCCAAGCGCGGUGCUGCUCUUUGCACAGCUCAAGGCAGAGAAGCUGGUGGAGAGCGACUUCAUGUGUCAUUCGAUGAUGAAGAGUCUGAGUCCCUGGCCAAUGAUCCUGAACACCUUGGAGACCAUGAAGCUCUUCAGGCUGAUGCCCACUACCAUCUCCAUCAGCUCGGUGAUGAGCAGCUGUGAGAAGGGCUUUCAGUGGAGCAAGGCCAUGGAGUUGAUCCAUGGAGUGCGACGCGUGCGCCCGAAUGAAGUCUCCUACGGCUCGAGCAUCUCUGCUUCGACCAAGGGCACUCUUUGGUCGCUUUCGUUGGCGCAGCUGUACCGAAUGGGCAGCAAAGGCCUUCCCCGGUCUCGGAUCCUCCUGAACCUCGCCUUGAGCUCCUGCGAGAAAGGCGCCGCGUCCGGCUACGAGUGCUGGAGGAUGGUUCUGACCCUCUUGAGCUUGUUGAUCUCCUCCGCCUUGCCGAACGAUGUGACCUACAACGCCACGCUGAGCGCCUGCGAGAAGAGCAAGCAGUGGAGAGCCAGCGCCGAGCUCUUGGAGCAGAUGGCGUUCUCAGGCAUUCGCAUAGAUGUCAUCAGCAUGGAUGCUGCUGUCACCUCGUGCGACCUCAGCGUACCGCUCUGGCGCAGGGCCUUGUCCUAUCUCCGCCGCUUCGGGCACGACGCUCGUCUUCAGCCCAGCAGCAUCACGCUCAACGCGGCGUUGAGCGUGUGCCGCCAGCGGUGGCCAGUGGUCUUGGCGCUCCUGGACGAUGUGGGACGACAGGUACCAAAGGAUUCCUGCACCCUUCCUUUGCUUCUCGGUGCAUGUGAGUCUCAUGUGACCUGGCGCGCCUCCCUGGAGUUCUUGACAGAGCCGGAGGAGGAUCCCACGUGGAUUUGGCUGCUCACGCGCUCGGCACAAGCACAGCCGAGGAUACGAAGCUCUGGCCGGUGAGUGGGGUCAGAACGGUUGAACUGGGGGAUGCUGAUGUUCCUAUUUU